AUGCUAGUCUUUGGAACUCGGCUCGGUCAACAGAGUCAAGAGAGUCAACGCGGCCAGGCAACCCAGCACAAGUACCACAGCCGCCCCUCCCAGCAGCUCUGCUCCCAGCAGCACCACUCCCUGCAGCAGCAGCGACAGCAGCAGAGCGGCCAUGGCAUGGCUGUGGCGAUCGUCCCUGUGCUGCAGAGUGCUUGCCGUCCCAGAAUCGUGCUUGAGCGCCACCACAGUCACAGCCCCCCGGAGCGCCAGACCCAGCAGACGCAAAAUCAGCUGCGAGAUCACCAGCAGCACCACUCCCAGCAGCACCACCGCUGCAGCCGCAGCUGCACCGGGGGAGGCCGGGAGAGCAGCUCCCCUGUCCCGUGCCGUAACCAUGGCGCCCGUGGCGCCCAUGACACACAUUGCGGCCCUUGUGGCGAGAGUGAGAAGACAGCAGUGCUGUGGCUGCUGGGGCCAGCACAUGGCCGACGAGGCCAGGGGGGAGGCGAUGCAGUGCAAGCGCUGUGUGCAAGUGAUGAGGGCUGCCGCUAUGGGUUGGAGGAUGGGAAGGAUGCUCGUCCGCGUGGUGGCACGUCGAUCGUGAAUGAACACUUAGCUGAGGCGCGCUCGGCAGCGAUGCACUCGACGCUGCAACCCUUGGCAGUGAAUUGCUCUCCCACAAAAAUCUUGCCUCUGAAGCACCUGCCCCAGCUGCAUCACUCGGCCUUGAAGUGCUCGUACUCAGCUUUGGAACCCUGUGCUGCUAAGGGUUUUGGUAACGAGUUGAAACGGUCAUGUGCAGUCAAUCGCAACCCUGAAUUGGCUGCAGCUGCAGCACUUGCUCCUGCUACAGUUCCUGCUACGUCACCUGCCACAUCUCCUGCUGAAGCCACUCCUACAGCUGCUGUUACGUCUCCUCCUGCCCCAGCUGCCCCAGCAGUGUGCACAGAGAUCGGCCUGGCUCUGCUUCCAACGCCCUCCCCACCAGCCUCAACACCCACACAGUCAUCACCUCUGCGGAUCAGCACAGGCAGAGGCAGCGACAAUGGCGGUGGGAGAGCGGAUGCAUGCAUCAGGACUCACAGAGGCAGCAACGCCUCUCCACCCUGCCCUGCUCGUCCUGCCCGUCCUAACGCAGCAUCGAAGGACGUCAUUCAUUCCUUUUCGCGCUCUGCUCGUCCUGCUCCUGCUUCCACCGUUCCCUCUGCUCCCCUCCUGCCUCCCAUGCGUUCCUCUCUUCCCCCCGCCGCUCCCACCCUCUCUCCUCUUCCCUCGCCCUCUCCCAACCACUCUCCCGUCUCCCCUCUCUCCCUGCCUGGCCCCGCUUUCCAGUCUCCCCCUCCUGCUCCUCUCUCCCCUCCCCCUGCUCGCCUCUCCCCUCAUGCCAUUCCUCUCGCCCCGCUCUCCCCGCUACCCCCUCCCUCUGGCUACCCCUGCCGUGUGUGCGGAGCUCUGUUUGCCUCGGGGCCUGCCCUGGGAGGGCAUAUGAGGAGGCACCUGAGUGGGGGAUUCGAGGCAGGGGGAAAGGCGGACAGGGGAAGAUGGGUGGAUGAGCCAGGGGGCUGGGACAAUCAUCCAUAUGCUGGAGCAGAAAGGGCGCGAGGGGAGGGACGGGCAGGAGGGAGGUCUAGUCUGGGUGGGAGGGAGGAGCAGCAGGUGCAGGUGGGUGCUCCACGGCAGCACACAGCCUUGAACGCCCGGUCUGCUAGUACGAAGAGCAUCAGCAAGUCCGUACCCUUCCGAUUUCAGAAACGCCUCUCCGCCGUUCGAUGCAGCGCUGGAGGAGCGACCGCAACUCCGGCGGCUCCGUCCGUAGUUCCGGCAAUUACGCUAUCUGAGAAGGCUCUGGCGCAUCUGACCAAGAUGCGCGCCGAGCUGAACAAGGAUCUGCUGCUGCGCAUUGGCGUGAGACAAGGUGGCUGCUCUGGCUUCUCAUACGUGAUGGAUUUCGAGGAGCGAGCCAACAUCCAGGAAGGCGACUCUAUCGUGGACUACCAAGGCUUCUCUAUGGUGUGCGAUCCCAAGAGCCUUCUCUUCCUCUCCCCGCGUCCCAGUGUCAGCAGCAGCGUAGCUUCUAACGAGGAUGGACUCGUUAAUGGUCGGAGGUCGGACGACGAGACCAAAGCGCACGACGAGGCGAUCGUUCCGCGGAACCCGUGCUGCGAGUCACUCGAUCAGCUUGACCGGAAUCUCUCAUCAAUGUCACCAUCAGAAGCCCCAUGGACAACCCUGAUCCACCGCCUCGCCUUCUGGCGGUCGCAUCUGAGCCGUCAAUUCCACCUCCCGGAACCAUCAGACAUCCUCAGGGAAGCCGGCCGGCUGUUCGUGUCGCUGGCCGUCAGCGCCGUGCUGCUGACGUCCGUCAGCGCGCCGGCGACGGCCAUCGUGCAGGCACCGCCGCGCAAGCUGAUGCCGGACGAGCAGGCGACGGUGCAACUAUUCAACGAAACGACACCGAGUGUCGUUUAUAUCACGAAUCUGGCCGUUCGGAGGGACGUGUUUACACUUGACGUGAUGGAGGUGCCGCAGGGGUCCGGAUCGGGGUUUAUUUGGGACCGCGAAGGCCACGUGGUGACGAACUACCACGUGAUUCGCAACUCCAGCGACCUGCGUGUAACACUGGCGGACCAAUCAGUGUACGCGGCUGACGUGGUGGGGUACGACCGUGACAAGGACGUGGCAGUGCUGCACAUCGACGCGCCCAAGAGCAAGCUCAGGCCGCUGCGAGUGGGCAGCUCGUUUGACCUGCAAGUGGGGCAGCGCGUCUACGCCAUCGGGAACCCCUUCGGUUUGGACCAUACCCUCACCACAGGCGUGAUCAGUGGGCUGAGGAGGGAGAUCAGCAGUGCAGCAACGGGGCGGCCCAUCCAGGACGUGAUACAGACAGAUGCGGCCAUCAACCCGGGCAACAGCGGGGGGCCGCUGCUGGACUCCAACGGCAACCUCAUCGGCAUCAACACCGCCAUCUACUCGCCCUCUGGCGCCUCCUCUGGCGUCGGCUUCUCCAUUCCCGCUGAUACGGUGGCGGGCAUAGUGGAGCAGAUAAUUAAGUACGGGCAGGUCACGCGGCCAGUGCUGGGCAUCUCCUUCGCCCCCGAGCAGUCCUUGGAGCAGCUGGGCGUGGCUGGGGUGCUUGUGCUCGAUGCUCCCCCCUCCGGCCCUGCAGGGAAAGCGGGCAUCCGGCCAACGACUCGGGACAGCUACGGGCGGCUGGUGUUGGGGGACAUCAUCACGGGCAUUGAUGGCAACACCGUUCGCAACGGCUCGGACCUCUACCGCAUCCUCGACCGCUGCAAGGUUGGCCAGAAGGUCUGCUCGCAGGCCCUCGCAAGCGAGGGAAGGGAGAAAAUUCGUUGUUAUUUAGCACCCACCACCCUCUCCGUGCUAUCUCUAGUCCUGACCGUUGCUGCUGCACGGGUCAUUGCUGCCUUACCAUCGCAGAUGCCGCUGAUGCGGGGUCAGAUUGUCAGUAGCAGGACUCGCCUCUCGCCUAGGGAGGUGUCUUUCUGGCUGAUUUUUUUCAGUUUGCCCCUCGCGCUGUUCCUUGUAUUCACCUUACUCCCUUUUCCCCUCCCCUCCCCGCCCAUCCCCCCCGUCCCGCUUCCCCCCGUUCCCCACGCCCCUCGUGGCAGCGAUGCCACGCGCAACGCGCUGGUGGACGCGUGUUUCAUCCGCCUGCGCCGCCCCGAGUUCCUGCGCUUCACUGCUGACCUCCCAUCACUCUCCGCGCGCAUCCUGCUCUCCGGCCCCCCAGGUCUCCCCUCUCCCUCCCUCCUCUCUCCCCCACCCCUCUCUCUCCCCUCUCCCUCCCUCCUCUCUCCCCCACCCCUCUCUCUCCCCUCUCCCUCCCUCCUCUCUCUCCCCCACCCCUCUCUCUCCCCUCUCCCUCCCUCCUCUCUCCCCCACCCCUCUCUCUCCCCUCUCCCUCCCUCCUCUCUCCCCCACCCCUCUCUCUCCCCUCUCCCUCCCUCCUCUCUCCCCCACCCCUCUCUCUCCCCUCUCCCUCCCUCCUCUCUCCCCCACCCCUCUCUCUCCCCUCUCCCUCCCUCCUCUCUCCCCCACCCCUCUCUCUCCCCUCUCCCUCCCUCCUCUCUCCCCCACCCCUCUCUCUCCCCUCUCCCUCCCUCCUCUCUCCCCCACCCCUCUCUCUCCCCUCUUCCCGAGUUCCUGCGCUUCACCGCCGACCUCCCCGCGCUCUCUGCGCGCAUCCUGCUCUCCGCCCCCCCGGGUCCCUCCUCUCUCUCCCCCCUCUUCUCCGCUUCCCAGCGAGGAGACAAGUUCU
Messenger RNA from Closterium sp. Naga37s-1, 4261 nucleotides. The record is from the annotation of a GenBank genome assembly. Lineage: Eukaryota; Viridiplantae; Streptophyta; Zygnematophyceae; Desmidiales; Closteriaceae.